Messenger RNA from Eimeria tenella, 157 nucleotides. RefSeq lists its product as uncharacterized. The annotation marks the transcript as partial. The transcript has 2 exons. The record is from RefSeq and is a predicted model, not a curated record. NCBI's taxonomy places the organism in Eukaryota, Apicomplexa, Conoidasida, Eucoccidiorida, Eimeriidae.
AUGCAGGUGGACGCCUUGGGGCUCGACCUCCUCGCCAGACUGCUGCACGUUUCCCCCUCCCGCCGCCUCUCCGCCCACGCCGCACUUUCUCACCCCUGGUUCCACGACUUGCCUUUUGAGCAGAUGAACCGCCUGGGGCUUUCUUUCCACCUUUCAG